This is a messenger RNA of Loa loa (African eye worm), 339 nucleotides long. RefSeq lists its product as hypothetical. Lineage: Eukaryota; Metazoa; Nematoda; Chromadorea; Rhabditida; Onchocercidae. The coding region runs from base 1 to 339 and encodes 112 amino acids. The transcript is spliced from 3 exons. The record is from RefSeq and is a predicted model, not a curated record.
AUGUCACAUGCAUGUAUGGUGCACUGCGCUGACGUGCAUGUUAAAUAUAUGACGUAUCUGUAUUUAACUCAAGUGUUUGUGACGUUGAACGAACGUACGUGGUGUGCGUGUGGUCCACAUGUACGUGACGUACUUGUAUUUGACGCACUUGUGAGUGGUGCUCGUGUGGGUACUUUAUGUCAAAAACACGUAUGCCAUAUACAUCAUCUGGAUUAUCGGGAAUUAACAGCAAUUGAUAGUAAUGAAUGCGAGAUGUCAGCUCGAAGAAAAAACAAUAAAAUCGAAAAAAGAUUUUUCACCAGCGAGCUAAAAACUGGUGAUCAGGAGUGUAGUUUGUGA